Molecule: messenger RNA, 2254 nt
Organism: Halichondria panicea
Lineage: Eukaryota; Metazoa; Porifera; Demospongiae; Suberitida; Halichondriidae
Product: U4/U6 small nuclear ribonucleoprotein Prp3-like
Exons: 12
Coding region: 55-2037 (660 amino acids)
Biological process (GO): mRNA splicing, via spliceosome
Cellular component (GO): U4/U6 x U5 tri-snRNP complex
Source: RefSeq, a predicted model, not a curated record
AUGGUCGUUUGUUAACGAUCUUUACCUAUUACGAUUUUCCAACGUCCCAAAGAGAUGUUGUCAAAGACAGAGCUUGAGGAGCUCCGUCCAUGGGUGGCUGAGACGGUGCAAAACACGCUAGGGUACUCGCAAGAUGCGCUAGUCAUUACAGCGCUCGAUUGCAUUUCAAAGAACCUAAGCAGGCAGUCUACUACGGACCAACUGGCACAUUACCUUGCCAAGGAGGCGCCUAACUUCGUGGCUACUCUAUACAAGAAGGUGUUGGAACUAAAGACGGCCAAGCUCAUGUCAGCAAGCUUCACCAGUGCAAAGAAGCGCACUCUUGAACCUGGAGAAGACGAGGAGUUUGGCAAUGAUGAGAAACCACCAGAUUCUAAAAAGAAGCGAGCGAGUCGCUUUGCUGCCUCAGAAGAUGAAGCCGCACCUCCUGAUAUUCAGCAGCUCCUCGAGAACACGAGGCGACAAAUUGAAGAGAGGAAAAAGCAAACUCAAGCCAUGCUCAUUCAAACAAGAGCUCAGGUUCCCACCAAUGUCCUCCCAGGUGUGGUACCCAGUCUUCUCCCCACUACCCCCCACUACCCUCAGGCCCCCGCUCCGUCCCCGGCAAGUCUUGACCCUGGGGCCAUGGACAAGGCUAAGAGAAUGAGCGAGUUGCAGGCGCGUAUUCAGAGCCAGCUGAUGCAACAGCCCGGCCUGCUCUCAGGGAACAAAGCUUCCUCCGUCAAACCCACACCACUCAUCCUAGAUAAGGAAGGAAGAACAGUGGAUAAUCUAGGCAGAGCUAUACAACUAUCAGUUAGACAGCCGACACUCAAGGCAAACAUCCGUGCUCAGCAGAGGGCCACGUUCCGUCAGAUCACAGAGAAGAAGACGAGUGUGAAAGAAGUGGAGCGUGUGGAGGGGGCGUUUGUUGAUGGACGAGUGAGACAGGGCGUGGCGGGGAGGACCAAGAAACAACUCGCCUUCAAUGAACCAGGAAAGUACGUGAAGCAAGGCCAAGUGUUGAGAGCCAAAGCACAACUAGAAGCCCUUCAAACGCAGAUAGCUUCCGUUGCUAGGAAGACCGGUAUCUCCUCGGCAACCAAAUUGGCGCUGAUUGCCCCCCAAGAUGGUAACGACGGGGGCAUCCCCAACACCGAGUGGUGGGACGCAGUCAUCAUAUCUGGCGAGAGCUACGCCGACGCCACCCUCUCCCAAAUUCCACCCCAGUCACGCUUCAAAGGCAUCACAAGUCUGAUCGAACAUCCAGUGAAAGUACAGCCUCCAGCAGAACCAAACAAAAUGGCCGCCCUCCCGAUUAUCCUGACAUCAAGAGAGAGGAAGAAGCUCCGAAAGCAGCGGAGGAGAGAGGCAGAGAGGGAGAAACAAGAGAAGAUACAGUUCGGUCUUAUUGACAAACCUGAACCAAAGGUCCGUAUUAGCAACCUGAUGAGAGUGUUGGGCAGUGAGGCAGUACAAGAUCCCACUAAAGUGGAGGCACAUGUCCGAGCUCAGAUGGCCGAGAGACAAAGGACGCACGAGGCGGCUAACUUGUCUCGUAAGCUCACGCCCGCGCAAAGAAGUGCUAAGAAAGUGGCAAAGAUGAAGGAAGACUUGUCAUGUGGUGUGCAUGUGACUGUAUACAGGGUUCACGACCUCUCGAAGCCGGCAAUAAAGUUCAAAGUGGAUAUGAACGCACAGCAGUUGCACUUGACUGGUUGUGUCAUGUUAUUCCCCGAUGUCAACCUCGUUAUUGUGGAGGGAGGUCCUAAAGCACUGAAGAAGUUUAAGAGGCUCAUGAUGAACAGGAUAAAGUGGAAGCCCAAGAAAGCGGCAGCAGAUGAUGAUAACGACUCGGACGGUGAAGGUCAUGUGACUAACAUGUGCAGUGUGGUGUGGGAGGGGGUGGUCCACGACAGGGCGUUCAAUGAUUGGAGAGUGCGUAACUUCCCCACCGAGCCUCUCGCACGGGAUCAUCUCAAGCGACAUAAGAUUGAACAUUAUUGGGACCUGGCGCUGAGUCAGCGAAUUGUAGAGCAGGAAGAGGAGGAGUCUUGAUCGCAUGAUCACAUGAUAUAGUCACAUGACAUAUUGGACAUUAUACAUGACUUUUUGUAGAUAUCUAUUAUAAAACAAGAACUUUGCUUAAGAAUAUCUAAUUAUAGGUCAUUAUUUUAAUUUUUGUUGAAUAGUAUGUAUACAUGUACGUACAUGUUGAGGUGAUUAUGCUGUUAAUUGUCAAUUUAUCAAUAAAUUUGUUGAGUAUCUGUCAGAA